Suillus subaureus is the source of this 481-nucleotide messenger RNA. RefSeq lists its product as uncharacterized. The record is from RefSeq and is a predicted model, not a curated record. NCBI's taxonomy places the organism in Eukaryota, Fungi, Basidiomycota, Agaricomycetes, Boletales, Suillaceae. Bases 98 to 295 code for a protein of 65 amino acids. The transcript is spliced from 2 exons.
AUGCAGAGCAACAGUGGGACUUAAAGGUGGGUUUCUCUGAUCAAUCAAAGCGCACAGGAAUGCUCAUCGAGGCGCACAGGCUCUUGCCAUCAACCCUAUGACGUGGACGCCCGAGAUGUUGAUGAAAGUCGCCCGCGUAAUGUCUCUAUCUCCCACACAUGUCACUACGUCCCCUUUACAGCGGCCUGUUCAAAUUUCAUUCGGUGGACUGGUAGAUGUGACAGAAGCUGACGAAGAGGAUGAGACAUACACUUGGGCAGAUGUUCUGUCCCAGGACUGGCGUAUCGUGCGAUGAGGCCGAAGCAUAGGUGAAAUAUCUAGUUGCCUAUUAUCUGUACGUACUACUAGCAACAUGCCGGUUACUGUGCGAUAGAUACGGUGCUGUGGCUUGCGUUUAUACUCGGCAUGAUGGAGUCACGGCAAAUUGCGGCAUGCAUCCAACCCGGGAUCACCCGAGUAGCAAUUUUUACUUUUAUUGGAU